This is a messenger RNA of Coregonus clupeaformis (lake whitefish), 1807 nucleotides long. Its product is annotated as delta-type opioid receptor-like. Gene Ontology annotation, molecular function: neuropeptide binding; G protein-coupled enkephalin receptor activity. Lineage: Eukaryota; Metazoa; Chordata; Actinopteri; Salmoniformes; Salmonidae. The transcript is spliced from 5 exons. Bases 61 to 1197 code for a protein of 378 amino acids. Gene Ontology annotation, cellular component: neuron projection; membrane. The record is from RefSeq and is a predicted model, not a curated record. Gene Ontology annotation, biological process: neuropeptide signaling pathway; G protein-coupled opioid receptor signaling pathway.
UUCAGCACCAAGGACCAGAGAACAACGACAGUCCCAGGCGCGCGCGACAGUACUAGAGCCAUGGAGCCAUCCACUGCCCCCGGUGUUGAACCGGCUGAUUUCGAGCUGUACUCGGUGAUUCCGCCUAAUGUCACCUACCCGGACGACGAGAUGGGGUUCGUGCCCAACGGGGGAAACUACACCCAGCAGUUCCCGUUUCAGAGCGCCUCCAAUAUUAUAGUAGCCAUCUCCAUCACCGCGCUCUACUCCGUUAUCUGCGUGGUGGGAUUGCUCGGGAAUAUCCUUGUGAUGUACGGGGUGGUGAGAUACACCAAGAUGAAGACAUCCACCAACAUCUACAUCUUUAACCUGGCUCUAGCGGAUGCCCUAGCCACCAGCACACUCCCCUUCCAGAGCGCCAAGUACCUGAUGGGGACCUGGGCGUUCGGAGAGGUCCUCUGUAAGGUGGUCAUCGCCAUCGACUACUAUAACAUGUUCACCAGCAUCUUCACCCUGACCAUGAUGUCUGUGGACCGCUACAUCGCUGUGUGCCACCCAGUGAGAGCCCUGGAGUUCAGGACGCCCGCCAAGGGUAAGAUCAUCAACGUUCUGAUCUGGGUUCUGUCCUCUGCCAUCGGAGUGCCCAUCAUGGUCAUGGCGGUGACCAAAAUGACAGACAGUGGUCAGACUAUGUGCACGUUGAAGUUCCCCGACCCUGACUGGUACUGGGACACGGUCACUAAGAUCUGCGUGUUCAUCUUUGCCUUCGUCGUCCCUGUCACGGUCAUCACCAUCUGCUAUGGUCUGAUGAUACUGCGUCUGCGCAGCGUCCGCCUGCUCUCAGGCUCUAAGGAGAAGGACCGCAACAUGCGCCGCAUCACCCGCAUGGUCCUCGUGAUUGUCGCGGCCUUCAUCAUCUGCUGGACGCCCAUCCACAUCUUCAUCAUCAUCAAGACCCUGGUGGAGAUCGACUCUAGGAACCCCUACGUGAAAGCCAGCUGGCACCUCUGCAUUGCGCUGGGCUACAUGAACAGUAGUCUCAACCCCGUUCUCUACGCUUUCCUGGAUGAGAACUUCAAGAGGUGCUUCCGGGACUUCUGCCUGCCCUGCCGGACCCGCAUGGAACGCAACUCCCUCAACAGGGGUCGGAAUGCCAACCGGGAACCCGUGUCCGUCUGCGCUCCGACUAUAGCUGGGACGGAAAAUAAGCCCGUAUGACUAGGCAUGGACCAGAUCCCUUGUGGUUCUCGAUCCAGGAGGGCCCAGCAAGACCUGCAUUCUGAGGUCACCCAGAUCUCCACAACAGAGUUCUGACAGGACAAACAAUUAUUUAGUGAGACUCACACAGAGGUGUCAGUAAAGAGGGUUCCAACACACACCAUUUUUUUUUUAGGACCACAUCAUUGACAUUCCUACCAGUGAGAUUUACGAACGUUCUUUAUUGUUGCUCAGAAGGAGACAGAUUCAAUGUUUCAUCAUAAAUCGUUUUCGAUAAAACUGAAGGACACACAUCUCCGUGAAGGUUCUAUCCAGAGACAAUCUGCGACAGUGCCAGGGAUUUUUGAGUAGUGCAUUUCUGGUUUGUGACAAAUGGAUGUCUGGCUGCAGACAUAAUACACAGGAUGUUGUCAAGGACAGCGGUCCAAAAGAUGCCACAUGGUUUCGUCAACUAGUCAUCCUUGUUUGUGACUGAUGACAAGCUGCACAAAUAUGGGACUGGGCUUGUUUUUAAAAUAAAGGCAACAGGGUUAGGGAAACCACUGAAUGAGUAGAUACAGUGCAUUCAGAAACUAUUCAGACCCCUUGACUUUUUCCACAUUUUGUUAUG